GCGCUGCAUUCUGGGAAACCCAGUUUAUUUCUGGUUUGGGAACGAUGGCAGGCGUGCAGCCGCCUCCCCUCCGCAGCCUGGAUGAUUUUCUGCUGAGCUCGGCUCGUUUUGCGGUGCCAGAUGUGCGGGACCUGGACCGCUGGAACAACCGCAUGAUCAACAACCUUUUGUAUUAUCAAAGCAAUUACUUCCUGUCCGCGCUGAGCGUCCUGCUCCUUGUGGGGUAUUUCCAGCCCAUCCAGAUGUUUGUUGGGAUGACGGUGGUCACCGCGUUGUUCCUGGGUUUCGUCUGGGUUGCGGAGAACAAAGCUCCCAUCCGCCGUUUCCGUAGAAACCACCCAUUAUUGGCUGUGCUCGCCAUUCUCUUGGCCAGUUACCUCUUCAUAUCGGUGUUGGGAGGAGUGACUGUGUUCCUGUUUGGAAUAGCAAGCCCAGUACUGAUGGUUCUGGUCCAUGCGUCGAUGAGGCUGCGGAACCUAAAGAACAAGCUGGAGAACAAACUGGAGAGCAUUGGCCUGAAGCGGACCCCCAUGGGGCUCCUGCUGGAGGCCCUGGGGCAGGAGCAGGAGGCCGGCUCCUAAACGCCGAGCAGGGGUAAAGGUUCACCUCUUCUUUAUUUUCUGAUCAGAAACCAGAAGAAAAUUGACCAAAUUGGACAAGUUUUAUAGUUUGACAAUUUUUGCACAUGUGGUUAUGGUUAUGGAGUGAAGGACUGAAGGUGUUUCCCUUUUUAUUGUGGAACCAUUUGUAGUUUCAUCUGUCAUUCUACCCAGCUGGUCUAAACGCCUUAUGUUAAUGUUUACAGGAUUUACCAAUGGAACAAAAAAUCAUUUUGCAUGAAUACAUGAAUACAUCAUGUUGUAACAAUGAAGGAGCAAACAGGCUAGACAAGCGAUUUCCAACCUGGAACUUGAACUAGACCUCCAAACACCCUGAGUGUCCAGAGCCGUUUCUCAGCUGUUGCACCACACAUACAUGCACGGCCCCACACACACACACCCCCCCCCCACACACACACACCCACACACACACAACAACUAAGAACUCUAUGUGGAGUAGUGGCUGGCUGCUUAUUAAUGUAGUUUUAGAUAAUGAAGAAGCCAGUGUGAUCACUGAUCACUGAUCAAUGACCUUCUUAAUUGCUGAUAAUUUCUUUUUUGACAAAGACAUUUCCUCUUCCCAUCUGUGAUACUCUGUAAUGGAAGCAGGAAAUGGUGAUCCUCUGAUAAACCUUCAGUUAAGCAGCAUGUGUUGAAGGUCAUUGCAAAUAUAUUUGUGAAGACCGACUAACAGGACACUGCCCCCCCCCCCCCUCCCCUCCCCCCCCCCAUUAGCCUCCAUGGAUUAGCUGGCUCUGUGAUGCAAUAAAGGGGCGGUGCCAAGCGGGGGAGAGGGGCCCCUGACUAGGCCUUUUUAUAACACUAAAACACAUCAGUUGAUGAUUUUGUUGCAUUACGUGUUUGUACAUUGUGGUAUUCAACCUUUAAAGGGCCAGUAAUUAUGUAUUAUCCAGGCACAUAGAGCCUUUUUAUAGUGCAAUUAAAUAACUAUGUCACCUUUACUAUCUAUAAAACACAAUAAAAAUCAAAUAUGACUUAAAAGAAAUUUAACGCUUUGAAGUUGGGGUUUUGUCUCUUUAAAUUCUUCUUUUUUUUCUGAAAAAGUCAUAAUAUUGCGUCUCUAUUAACCGUUUAAGAACAUUUCUACCAGCGUUUCACUGAAAAAUAGUUUGUAAUGAGCUCAGCAGUUGCACAUUUCCACCAGGUGUUUGCUAAUUUCUGCUGGCUAGUCUGAAGGAGCUGAGUGGGAGAGUUUUGGGGGAAAGCAGCUCUGUGAGGUGGAAGCUUGGAAACUGCUGAUCUGACGAUGAGCUUAAUCUCAAAGGUGGGGCUAGCGCCACCCAUGGGUGAAUGGUUGCCAUGGGGAUUAAAGGAUUUCUCAAAUAUCCAUGUAAAAAUCGAGACAACCCUCCAGGUAUGUUUUGGUGAGGUAAUAACAUUAUAAUAUGAUGUAAAGCUCUAAAAGUUGAUUUUAUGUGAUACUGCCCCACUUAACCAGUGAAAAGGCGAUCAUUAUCGAGUCUGUUGUUAAGGACAGGGAACCAGGAGAACAGGUAAAAGUGACCAAGUAGUUACUGCAGUUUACAAAAUAGGACAUGUCAAAUAGUUUUUAUUUUUUUUUGGUGAAAGUUUAAUUUUUCAUGCACUUUUCUUCAGGUUCGGGGGUCUGAUAGAUGUUUUUUCUUCUUCUUUUAAAUGAUAAUUAACAUUAUUAUGUGACUACCAUUGCUUGGUCCCCAAAGGCUUUGUUUACACCAGACCAUUGCCUGGAAACUGCCGCCGUCUUCUGAUGUUGAUUAGGAAGAAGUUCCACGUUUAGAUAAAACUGGUAAAGAACAGUGGUGAUGUGAGGGAUUCUGCUCACCGGUGCCGUGUAAAUGAGCGACUGGAUCGCAACGAAAAUGUUAGUUUACCUGAAGGGCGGCUCGAUGUAAGUGGGGCACAAGUCUCAGCUGGACGUUGGGUUUGUGCUGCCGUCUUAAACUGAUCACAGCACAUAUGAUAACUUGAGACAGAUGCCUUUACUGAUUCUGACUGAACCAGGAUCAGUGAAAUUAUACUCACACCAUAAUGCUUUUAAAUAUCCAUGGUUGUGUUUGGAUGAGAAGGAUUGUCUGGUAGUCCUUGUUGUCGGGUAAACCAGGUGGUUCUGAAACUGAUAUUUAUUUACAAAGUUACUGUUUUCCAGAUUAUGAUCGUUUUUAAAUUGAUUACAUAGGAAUAUGCUGAUUAUCAGUUGCAUUAUGUGCGAUAAAGAUAAUGUAGAAAAUCAGUUCUAUAUGGCUGCAGAUGAAGAAUCUGUUUCUUGAUAUACCUGAGAAACACAUUAAAGAUUUUUUCUAAAUGUCUAAAUUUAUCGUAAAGCUUUUGGAGAAGAAAAUCUACAGAAUCCACAAACUGAUCAAUCUGAUCCAACUCAUUUAACUGGUGGAUCUCUGAGUGAUCUGAUUUUCCUCCAGCUGUGCUGAAAGGUGCAGAGCGGCGUCUGCUGCGUGGAAACAUUUAACCCGGGAGCUGAGCGCUCAGCAGUGUUUGGGUUUUUACUGGUAACACUCUCUCCCUUAUUUAGCUGAAAUCUUGAUGAGUAGAAACAAAACAACUUAACGGACUCAGGAAAACAGGUUCUACUGAAGUUUCAGUAAUACACAAGGUUUCAGUUUUGCUCUUCUUAAUUCAGUUGUAGCAUUUGGUUUGCUUUUUGCUCACAGGUCAGAUUUCACAAGUUCCCACUCAGAAAACCACUCGUGAUAUUAACUCGUUUCCUUUUGGGAAACGUCCUGAUUGGGAAGUUCAAGUUAAAACUUUUUAUGAAGAAGCUGAAAGUGUUUAAUGUUCUUAUUGUGAAAAUGAGGAUAAAUAUUAAGUUAUGGUAGUUUAUAGGAUCAGAGUGUGUCACCUGUGGCUCUGAAGCUUCAAAUGGCUUUUGGACCGUCAAUUAUGGAUUUUAAUAACUUAACAUAAAUACAGAACCAACUAAAGUUUUAAAAUAUAGACAUAACAAAUGAUACCUUUAGAAAAAUAUACUUUUUUUAUGAAGCAAACGGAUUGAAUUUCCACAACAGAAUUUCAUUAAGUACAAGUAACAUUUUUUACUAUAAACAUUUUUCCUUGUCAUUAAGUUGGAACUUUAAUGACUUUUCCCAAGAAGGAAAUUUUCUUUUUGCAAAUGUUUGAUCUUCAUUUUAAAACCUAGAAGUCAAAAUAAAAUUUUAAGCCGACAAAUCAAAUUUCCUUUUGCUCAGAUUACACAUUUUCUAGGUUGUCUGUUCUUCUUCUGUAGCAUCAGUGGCUCUAAAUGACUUGAUGUAGUUGGACGGAGGCAGAAACGGCUCUUUGAGAUGUAAAGGUUGCAGACUCCUGGUCUGAAUAUUACAAUGUGUGUGCAUUUGAUUUUCUCAGCUUGGUAUUCCAGUGUGGUGUUGUGUAUUCAUUCUUUAAUAUGACUGUAUUACCUUGAGCUGCCAGAACAAUACUUUAUUAUGAGAAAGAAACAAGCUGGUUUAUCUACAAGUAAAUGAAGUUGUUAAAGAUUUGUAUUUGUAUGUAAACAGUGGCUAACAUUUCCAGCUCAAAGUGCCAUUUGAUAUUUUACAUGUGUAUGUUUCUGUUUUUUCUUUCUUUCUUGUAUAGUUAAACUGUUUCUCUGUUUUAUUAAAUGUUUUUGUUUAACUGUCCCAGUAUGGAUUUUGUCCAUUUGUCUUAAUAAAAACAAUGCUUUUUUCCUGGAA
Xiphophorus hellerii (green swordtail) is the source of this 4288-nucleotide messenger RNA. RefSeq names its product PRA1 domain family, member 2 (gene praf2). The transcript is spliced from 3 exons. The record is from RefSeq and is a predicted model, not a curated record. Gene Ontology annotation, cellular component: membrane. The coding region runs from base 45 to 581 and encodes 178 amino acids. NCBI's taxonomy places the organism in Eukaryota, Metazoa, Chordata, Actinopteri, Cyprinodontiformes, Poeciliidae.